Messenger RNA from Planococcus citri (citrus mealybug), 807 nucleotides. RefSeq names its product mucin-2-like. NCBI's taxonomy places the organism in Eukaryota, Metazoa, Arthropoda, Insecta, Hemiptera, Pseudococcidae. The record is from RefSeq and is a predicted model, not a curated record. Bases 1 to 807 code for a protein of 268 amino acids. The transcript is spliced from 4 exons.
AUGGUCACCAUGAAAAUUUACACUCAAGCAGGUACUUUCAGUGAUGAUUCUGGAAUAAGCGUAAACGAGAAACGUGACCAUUCCACUGCCGAUCCAAAUGCACCAUUUAAAUUGAAGAAAGUCGAUACGGAGCCGAACGUAUCUGAUGCGCCGAAACCAGGUAAUGGAAUGUACAUUACUAAAGGAGGUAGUUCGCAGCACAAAUUCAAACUAAAGUUACCUUUCGGGUGUAUGAGUGCUUCGACCAGCGGAAUAAAUACUACACCUCCAAGUACCCCGAGACGCUCUGUUAAGAGGAAGUUAAUGAGUAGUCCGUCUCCGGCUAGACUAACAUUUGUUCGUGAUUCACCGACCAGUUCAUCCAGUCGUUCAUCACCGAUCAGUUCCCCGAGUCGUGCAGCGGCUGAGUUUUUGUAUCUCCGUGCUGUAUCAUCGCUUAGUAAGGUAGCGGCCUCAUUUCGACCUCGCCAUCAAACGAAUGUGCAAAGAACUCCGACUCCGCAAAGAACACCGACUCCGCUAAGAUCAAUGACUGUGCAAAGAACACCGACUCCGCAAAGAUCAAUGACUGUGCAAAGAACACCGACUCCGCAAAGAUCAAUGACUGUGCAAAGAACACCGACUCCGCUAAGAUCAGUGACUGUGCAAAGAACACCUCAAAGUACAUUACGUUUCAAACCGCAGGCAACUAGAAUAUCUCCAUCAUCGAGAAAUCGUACGAAUAUGAAUGAUGAAGAAGCACCAUCGUAUCUUACUUUAAACUUCGAUCAAUUUUCAAAAUUUCAAGAUGUUGGUACGUAUCUGUAA